Messenger RNA from Apus apus (common swift), 1656 nucleotides. RefSeq names its product proprotein convertase subtilisin/kexin type 9 (gene PCSK9). Gene Ontology annotation, biological process: proteolysis. The coding region runs from base 16 to 1656 and encodes 546 amino acids. Gene Ontology annotation, molecular function: serine-type endopeptidase activity. The transcript is spliced from 11 exons. Lineage: Eukaryota; Metazoa; Chordata; Aves; Apodiformes; Apodidae. The record is from RefSeq and is a predicted model, not a curated record.
GCAUUCCUGGUGGAGAUGAGCAGCGACGUCCUGGACACGGUGCUGAAGCUGCCGCACGUGGAGUAUGUCGAGGAGGACGCCUACGUCUUUGCCCAGAGCACCCCUUGGAACCUGGGCAGGAUCGUGCCACCACAGCCCAGCUCAGGUGCCUACAGCCCUCCCAAUAAAGGUGACCUGGUAGAGAUAUAUCUGCUGGACACCAGCGUGCAGAGCACCCAUCGGGAGAUCCAGGGCAGGGUGCUUGUGACGGGCUUUGAGAGUGUCCCUGAGGAGGACAGCACCCACCUUCACAGGCAGGCCAGCAGGUGUGACAGCCACGGGACCCACACGGCCGGGGUGCUGGGUGGGCACGAUGCCGGCGUGGCCACAGGGGCCACCAUCCACAGCCUCCGCGUGCUGAACUGCCAGGGGAAGGGCACCAUCAGCGGGACCCUGCUCGGGCUGGAAUUCAUCAAGGCGAGGCUGGAGGCUCAGCCCCGCCUGCCUCUGGUGGUUCUGCUGCCCUUGGCUGGGUCCCGCAGCCGCGUGCUGAACGCCGGCUGCCGGCGGGUGGUGCGGAUGGGGGUGGUGGUGGUGGCAGCUGCUGGGAACUACAAGGAUGACGCCUGCCUGUACUCGCCAGCAGCCGAGCCGGAGGUCAUUACGGUGGGUGCCACCAACAGUGAGGACCAGCCAGCCUCCAUGGGCACCCUGGGCACCAACUUCGGCCCCUGUGUGGACCUCUUUGCCCCCGGGGACGACAUCAUUGGCGCUUCCAGCCACUGCAGCACGUGCUUCACGGCGCGGAGCGGGACGUCACAGGCAGCUGCACAUGUGGCAGGCAUGGCUGCCAUGCUGCUCAGUGCCCAGCCCCAGCUGAGCGUCACCCAGCUCCGUCAGCACCUCUUGCACUUUGCCGCCAAGAAUGUCAUGGACAUGGCGCGGUUCCCUGAGGAGCAGCGGCUCCAGACACCCAACAGUGAGGCCAGGUUGCCCACCUGGCUGGGCACAGAGCAGCAGCUGUCCUGCCGCUCGGUGUGGUCGGCGCGCUCGGGGCUGUCCCGGGACUCCACGGCCGCGUCUCGCUGCGCCAGCUCCGAGGAGAUGCUCGGCUGCUCCGGCUUCUCCAGCAGCGGCGGGCGGCUGUGGGAGCACCUGGAGGAGCAGGGCGGGCAGAAGCGGUGCGUGGCCCGCGGCGCUCCCCGGGCCCGGGGGGUCUCUGCCAUCGCCAGGUGCUGCACCUGGCCCGGUGACAAGGGCCGGAUCGACUCCAGCUCCCCGGCAGCUGCGGGCUCCGGCUGCCCCCCGCGGGACCCCGGGCCGACCGGCUGCCGUUUCCACUCCCCUGCAGCAGUGUCAGGUGACAGUGGCAGACCUGUCCCUGGGCUGGGGAGCAGGCCCAGGCACUGUGCUGGGAGGACAGAGGUGAUGGCACAUGCCUUGUGCUGCCCUGCUGCAGGCCUCGAGUGCCGGGUGAAGGAGCACACGUCCCUGGGCUCUGCAGAGAAGGUGACGGUGUCCUGUGGUGACGGCUGGGUGCUGACAGGCUGCAACACCGAUUCCCAGAGCCCCGGCACCAUGGGAGCCUACGCUGUGGACAACACCUGCGUGGCAGCCCGUGUCCCAGGCAGCAGCGCAGCUACAGCCAUCGCCGUUUGCUGCCGGACCCGCCCAUAG